This is a messenger RNA of Meriones unguiculatus (Mongolian gerbil), 5007 nucleotides long. RefSeq names its product laminin subunit gamma 2 (gene Lamc2). The record is from RefSeq and is a predicted model, not a curated record. Gene Ontology annotation, molecular function: extracellular matrix structural constituent. Lineage: Eukaryota; Metazoa; Chordata; Mammalia; Rodentia; Muridae. The coding region runs from base 111 to 3680 and encodes 1189 amino acids. The transcript is spliced from 23 exons.
GGACUGAGUCAGGGAGAAGAGUCGAUAAAACCACCUGAUCGAGGUAGGAGGAAGGCACAGCGGGGCGAGGACUCCAGCGGCCACCGCGGCGGAGAGCGCUCGGCCCGGCCAUGCCCGCGCUCUGGCUCAGCUGCUGCCUGGCGCUCCUGCUGCCCGCGGCCCAGGCCACCUCCCGGAGGGAAGUCUGUGAUUGCAAUGGGAAGUCCAGGCAAUGUGUCUUUGAUCAGGAGCUCCAUCGACAGACAGGCAGCGGGUUCCGCUGCCUCAACUGCAACGACAACACUGCCGGAGUUCAUUGCGAGAGGUGCCGGGAGGGGUUCUACCGGCAGCGAGACAGAGAUCGCUGCCUACCCUGCAACUGCCACUCAAAAGGUUCUCUCAGUGCUGGAUGUGACAACUCCGGACAGUGCAGGUGUAAGCCAGGUGUGACAGGACACAGGUGUGACCGAUGCCAGCCAGGCUUCCAUACGCUCACUGAUGCUGGCUGUACCCGAGACCAGAGACAACUAGAGUCCAAGUGUGACUGCGACCCAGCUGGCAUCGCUGGACCCUGUGAUUCCGGCCGCUGUGUCUGCAAGGCAGCUGUCACUGGAGCUCGCUGUGAUAGGUGCCGACCAGGCUACUAUCAUCUGGACAGGGCAAACCCUGAGGGGUGUACCCAGUGUUUCUGCUACGGGCACUCAGCCAGCUGCCACAGCUCUGCAGACUUCAGUGUCCACAAGAUCACUUCAACUUUCUAUCAGGAUGCUGAUGGCUGGAAAGCAGUUCAGAGGAACGGGGCUCCUGCAAAGCUCCACUGGUCGCCUCGCCACCAGGACGUGUUCAGUUCUGCCCGAAGAUCGGACCCGGUCUUUUUUGUGGCCCCUGGCAAAUUUCUUGGUAAUCAGCAAGUGAGUUAUGGGCAGAGCCUGUCUUUUGACUACCGAGUAGACAGAGGAGGCAGGCACCCGUCGGCUUACGAUGUAAUCCUGGAAGGCGCUGGUCUACAGAUCCGAGCUCCUCUGAUGCCGCUUGGCAAGACGCUUCCCUGUGGAAUCACAAAGACUUACACGUUCAGAUUAAAUGAACACCCAAGCAGUCAGUGGAGCCCCCAGCUGAGCUACUUUGAGUAUCGGAGGCUGCUGCGGAACCUCACGGCCCUCCUGAUCCGAGCUACGUACGGAGAGUACAGCACGGGGUACAUUGACAACGUGACCCUGAUCUCAGCCCGCCCUGUCUCUGGGGCCCCAGCACCCUGGGUUGAACACUGUGUAUGCCCUGCUGGCUACAAGGGACAGUUCUGCCAAGAUUGCGCCUCUGGCUACAAAAGAGAUUCAGCGAGACUGGGGCCUUUUGGCUCCUGUAUUCCCUGUAACUGCCAAGGAGGCGGGGCCUGCGAUCCAGACACGGGAGAUUGCUACUCGGGGGAUGAGAACCCUGACAUUGAGUGUGCUGACUGUCCCAUUGGUUUCUACAACGACCCACACGACCCCCGCAGCUGCAAGCCGUGCCCCUGCCACAAUGGGUUCAGCUGCUCAGUGAUGCCUGAGACGGAGGAGGUGGUGUGCAACAAUUGCCCCCCUGGGGUCACAGGUGCCCGCUGUGAGCUCUGUGCUGAUGGCUACUUCGGGGAUCCCUUUGGGGAACGUGGCCCAGUGAGGCCUUGUCAGCGCUGCCAAUGUAACAACAACGUGGACCCCAGUGCCUCUGGGAACUGUGACCAGUUGACAGGCAGGUGUCUGAAGUGCAUCUACAACACAGCUGGUCUCCACUGUGACCAGUGCAAGGCAGGUUACUUCGGAGACCCGCUGGCUCCCAACCCAGCAGACAAGUGCCGAGCUUGUAGCUGCAACCCCAUGGGCUCAGAGCCUGGAGAGUGCCGAAGCGAUGGCAGCUGCGUCUGCAAGCCAGGCUUCGGGGGUCCUAACUGUGAGCCCGCAGCCCUCACCAGUUGUCCUGCUUGCUACAAUCAAGUGAAAACUCAGAUGGACCAGUUUACCCAGCAGCUCCAGAGCCUGGAGGCCCUGGUUUCAAAGGCUCAGGGUGAUGGUGGCACAGUCCCCAGUGCGGAACUGGAAGGCAGGAUGCAGCAGUUGGAACAGGCCCUCCGGGACAUUCUACGAGAAGCCCAGGUUUCAGACGGUGCUAAGAGAGCCCUCAGUCUCCAGCUGGCCAAGGCAAGGAGCCAAGAGAACAGCUACCGGAACCGCCUGGAUGACCUCAAGAUGGCUGUGGAAAGGGUCCAGGCCCUGGGCAGUCAGUAUCAGAACCGAGUUCAGGAUACCAGUAGACUCAUCUCUCAGAUGCGGCUGGGCCUGGCGGAAAGCGAAGCUUCCCUGCAAAAUACUAACAUCCAUUCCUCAGAGCAUUAUGUGGGGCCAAAUGGCUUUAAAAGCCUGGCUCAGGAGGCCACAAGAUUGGCGGACAGCCAUGUUGAGUCAGCUAACACAAUGAAGCAACUAGCAAGGGAAACAGAGGACUAUUCCAAGCAAGCGCUUUCACUGGCCCGCGAGGCUCUGAGUGGAGGAGGAGGAAGCGGCAUCCUGGACAGCUCUGUGGUACAAGGCCUUAUGGGAAAAUUAGAGAAAACCAAGUCUCUGGCCCAGCAGUUGUCAAGGGAAAGCACCCAAGCCGACUUUGAAGCUGACAGGUCUUAUCAACACAGUCUCCGCCUUCUGGAUUCAGCGUCGCAGCUUCAGGGACUCAGUGAUCUGUCCUUUCAGGUGGAAGCGAAGAGGAUCAGGCAGAAAGCUGAUUCUCUCUCAGACCUGGUUACCAGACAAAUGGAUGCGUUCACUCGGGUGCAGAACAAUCUGGGGAACUGGGAAAAGGAAACACAGCAGCUGUUACAGACCGGAAAGGAUGGAAGACAGAGUUCAGGUCAGCUGCUCUCCCGUGCCAACCUGGCUAAAAGCAGAGCGCAAGAAGCACUAAGUGUGGGCAAUGCCACUUUUUAUGAAGUUGAGAAUAUCCUGAAGAACCUCAGAGAGUUUGAUCUGCAGGUUGAAGACAGAAAAGCAGAGGCUGAAGAGGCCAUGAAGAGACUCUCCUAUAUUAGCCAGAAGGUUGCAGAUGCCAGUGACAAGACCCAGCAAGCUGAAAGGGCCCUGGGGAGUGCUGCUGCUGACACCCAACGGGCAAAGAACGCAGCUAGGGAGGCCCUGGAGAUCAGCAGCGAGAUAGCACAGGAGAUUGGGGGUCUGAACUUGGAAGCCAACGGGACAGCAGAUGGGGCCUUGGCCAUGGAAAAGGGACUGGCCACUCUGAAGAGUGAGAUGAGAGAGGUGGAAGGAGAGCUGGCCAGGAAAGAGCUGGAGCUUGACACAGAUAAGGACAAAGUGCAGCUGGUGAUUACGGAAGCCAAGCAGGCCGAUGCCAGAGCCAAGAGUGCCGGAGUUACAAUCCAAGACACGCUCAACACCCUGGACAGUAUCCUACAGCUGAUAGAUCAGUCUGGCAGCGUGGAUGAAGAGGGGCUGCUGCUGUUAGAACAAGAGCUUUUCCAAGCCAAGACCCAGGUCAACAGUCAGCUGCGGCCCUUGAUGUCUGAGCUGGAGGAGAGGGCGAGACAGCAGAGGAACCACCUCCACCUGCUGGAGACAAGCAUAGAUGGAAUUCUGGCUGAUGUGAAGAACCUGGAGAACAUUAGAGACAACCUGCCCCCAGGCUGCUAUAACACCCAGGCGCUUGAGCAACAGUGAAGCCGCCAUAGAGAUCUGUCAACUGCGGUGAGGGACACAGACCUCCGGAGUGAGGAGCCAUCUCGUGUGGAUGGGCUGGGCUCAGGAUAUUUGAGGAUGUUUAAUGGGUUUGUUCAGGUCUAUGGGACCCAAUUCCAUCCCUGAGACCAUGGGUACAUGAAUGUUUUCCUGUACCAAUAUGGUACUGUUUGCUUCCUGAUGCUGGCAAGGAAGCAGACAGCACCAGGCAUGAGACUGAUCAAGGACCAACUGCACCAUCAAAUGUUGACCUCAGAACAGUCAUACACUGAGUCCUGGGAUAUAGAAAGUUCUGCUGCAUAUGUCAGGACAAGAAAUCUGAUCCCACUGUGGCCGGUAGAGUACUUCGGCUUCACCCACUAUCAGUUGUGUUGUCCAGAUUUCCUCCACUGCCCACCCAGAGCAUGAGUAUGUCCUCUGCUUUCAAGCUGAGUGCAGUGAGCAGUGAUGGGCACAUGGCCUGGAAAUCUGGCCCAUUUGGAGCAAUGGUGCCUGCAGCCACCCUCUCCCCUUCAUGCUAUCAGCCUGAGUGUGACAUCCUUUCCCCUAAUGAUGCCAGAACAACUUAGAGACUCUAUUUUUAUGAAAGCACGUUUUUUUGUUUUUGUUUUGUUUUGUUUUACCAGCCAAGCAAUCAUUGGAAAGGUAUCUCCUUUGAGUUUCAAACUGAUAUAAGAAAAUGUAUCUUGGGCAUUAAAGGAAGUAGAAUAAUUAUCUAAAAGAUAUGUUAAUCUUAAUCCAAUCCUCCUUUGCAAACACUAACAGUCAUAGACAUCUGUGUGCUGUAUGUUAUUUUCUCACUCUCCCUCAAUCAGGGAUAAUCUAUCCUUCUAACAUGUAUUUAUUGAGAGCCUUCUAUGUGCCAGAGGUGAGCGGGACAGUGCCAACAUCAUCUACUCUCACGGAAUCGGCUGUCUGGUGAGAAGGACAAGCACUAGGCAUAAUAAAUGGAGACUCCCAAGCCUUGUUCAUCUCCAGUGAUAUUUAUUGCAGUCACCCUUUGGUCUGAAACCUCUUUUCUCCAUAGAACAUGUGUUGCAAGACAGCCCCAUGGGGAUACUUGAGUUAGGGCAAAGCUGAAGUUGCUCUGAGUUGUACACAUUUCUCUGUGUUCCAGCCGUCCCUCCACCCCUUCCCACAACAGACUGUUGCGACAGGCGAUUGCAUCACGCCAAUGCCGGCGGGAAUUGCUGAAGGAACCCGAGGCACUUGCACCUCGGCUUGGAAGACCUCUGUACUGUUUCACUCUGCAUUUCCUCAUCCUGUUGUGGAUAUGUAUUAAAUAAAAGAAGGAGUGUUAGAUGCUGGG